CCUGUUGAAGAAAGCGUGAAAGGAAAGAAUCCGAUCAAAGCAUGAUUUCACCCAGAAAACCAUCAGAGUAAAUGAAAAGAAAGAUGGGAAAUUUAGGAGUACAGGAGAUGGAUGCUGGUGUUGUAGGUGUGGAGCUUACUCGCUCUUGGGCCAGCUUGCAGUGGGGUGGCACCAUUUCUGCUCUGUUAUUGUUACUCCUGAACCGAAUAGGGCCGAGGUCACACAUUCAGACUAACCUCCUUGUAAUUUAUCUCUUUAUAAGUUUCCCAACUGCGCUCUUCAAAAUCCUAAGGGGACAAUUUGGUCGUUGGGUUGCAUUGCUUGCUGUUGCCUUACACCUCUUCCUUCCUAAAACAUUUCCAGUUUCUCGCUUUAUCCUUUUUGUUAUCACACCAGACUGGGUGGCUGAUGGAGUGCGAGAUAACAUUGUUGGUGAUAUCCUUUGUCUCAUAAUUGGAGUUUUGCUUUGCAUAGCAAAAAUUUGUGAAAUUGGAGGACUUUGGAAUUUUGAAUGUAGUUUUAAUUGUUCUGCUUAUUUUCUUGUUAUAUCUCUCUUGUUCCUGUUUACAAUAUUGUAUCUGUGAUUGGGAAGUCGAUGUAGGUGGAGUUCCAGUGGAAGGAAUAUGUCUUCAAUUUCUUGAUUUGAACAAUGCCUGCUCAUGAGGCAUACUUAUUGAAUGAGAAUGAAUUCCUCAAACAACAAUUACUUAGCAGAUUUCACCUUGUUAAAUUCCUGACUUUCCUGUUGAACUGCUGUACCAUAACUAUUUAUUAAUGGUGGGUUGUCAACUCAAGGUUUUGAAUGUCUCCUUCCACUUUUGAAGUCCUUAACCAUAUAUGGAGGGGAUACAGUUACUAACACUUAGGAGUUAGGAGCCUAAUGGCUUUUGAUGGGUUGUGGUUCAGACUCAAGUUUGAUGGCUGGCUGGCUGCUCUGUCGACAGUGUUGUUAAUAGCGCCCGUUAUGGCACAAUUGCGGCAGAGCGUAGCACUUUGAAGGUUUGCCGCUACAAAAACAGCUAUAGCGUGGCAGUUUUUAUAGCGGAAAGCAGACGCUGUUAAUGCUUUUU
Messenger RNA from Rubroshorea leprosula, 1070 nucleotides. The record is from the annotation of a GenBank genome assembly. NCBI's taxonomy places the organism in Eukaryota, Viridiplantae, Streptophyta, Magnoliopsida, Malvales, Dipterocarpaceae.